AUGAGUUUCAAUUCAGUCUCCGGUGGUUGUGGGUCGGGAUCUUCGCGUGGUGGACGCCAGUUUCAAGACCUUCAAAAUCCAAGGUUUUGUGAGUGCCACACUGAUGGAAAAAGGACGAGAGCUGUGAUAAUGACCUCAUGGACCGACGAAAAUCCCGGUAGGAGAUUUUAUGGGUGCCGGAAUUGGAAGACGAAGAAUUGUGGUUUGUUUGAUUGGAUUGACGAACCAAUGACUGAAAGAGCUAAAGACAUUAUCAACGAGUUGAAGAUCAUGAAGAAUAAAGAGAGCUCAAACUCGGAACCGAUGGAUGUGGAGAUGGAAUUUGCCAAGAUCUGGAAUGUCAUUCAAAUGCUCAAAGAAGAUUCUAUCAAGAAUAUGAAGAAAACUAGAUUAGUUACUACAAUGUUGAUUGUUUCUUGGAUGUGUAUGGCUUGUUAUGCACUAGUUUAGUUUAGUUUACUAUCAUAUGUAAAUCUGCAAAUUCGAAAUGAAGUAAGAGAUGAUUUUUGUGGAA
Salvia miltiorrhiza (redroot sage) is the source of this 514-nucleotide messenger RNA. RefSeq lists its product as uncharacterized. The record is from RefSeq and is a predicted model, not a curated record. Lineage: Eukaryota; Viridiplantae; Streptophyta; Magnoliopsida; Lamiales; Lamiaceae. Gene Ontology annotation, molecular function: zinc ion binding. Bases 1 to 450 code for a protein of 149 amino acids. The transcript has 2 exons.